Theileria orientalis strain Shintoku is the source of this 438-nucleotide messenger RNA. RefSeq lists its product as hypothetical. Bases 1 to 438 code for a protein of 145 amino acids. The transcript is spliced from 4 exons. The record is from RefSeq and is a predicted model, not a curated record. Lineage: Eukaryota; Apicomplexa; Aconoidasida; Piroplasmida; Theileriidae.
AUGAAAAGUAUAGAUACUGUAAGAAUUGAAAAAAAUAACCAGGACCCUGAGGCAGCCUCAAAACGUGCCAGGCUCCAGUUGAACAAUAAACGGUAUAAAAACGUCAAAAAAGCUCAAAGUUCCAUCAUUCAAGAGGAGUGGAGUCCGGCUAGUGGUAGUUCUAGGGGUCCCAACUUAGCAGACCAGAUCCCUGGUCUUAUGCACCAAGGAGGGAUGAUCAAAACGAUCAAACUCGUCCGCCGAGUUAAACGUCCAAUAAAGGUUGAUCCCCAACCUACCCAGUGCCCAAGGAGCACAGGGGGCGGUAUCCAGGGAAACAGAUCAAAGUCAAGCAGGCUUCAGAAAACACGUCCAAAGAACCGUCAAAUGGAUGUCUAUGGCCGGCGGACACCUCUGAUGAACCGAGCCGUAAGACAACUCGAGUCCACUAUCCACUAA